AUGGAGCCAGGAAAUCAAACGAGUGUUUCAGAAUUUUUCCUCCUUGGAUUCUCCCAAGACUUGGAACAUCAACCAGUUCUAUUUGGACUGUUCCUCUCCAUGUUUGUGGUCACCGUGCUUGGGAAUGUGCUCAUUGUCCUGGCCAUCAGCUCCGACUCUCACCUGCACACUCCCAUGUACUUCUUCCUCUCCAAUCUGUCCUUGGCUGACAUUGGUUUCACCUCUACCACUGUCCCCAAGAUGCUGGUGAACAUCCAGACACAGAGCAAGGCCAUCACGUAUGCAGGCUGCAUCACCCAGAUGUAUUUUUUCAUGUUUUUUGGCGGUAUGGACACAUUUCUCCUCAUGGUGAUGGCCUAUGACCGGUUUGUGGCCAUCUGUCACCCCCUGCAUUACCCCAUUAUCAUGAAUCCCCGCCUCUGUGGCCUGAUGGUUCUUGUGUCCUGGUUCCUCAGUGUAUCAUAUUCCCUGAUCCAGAGUCUGUUGAUGCUACGGCUGUCCUUCUGCACCAACUGGGUAAUUCAACACUUCUACUGUGAACUUGCUCAAGCCCUCAUGCUUGCCUGUUCAGACACCCUCGUCAAUUAUAUUCUGCUGUACGUGGUGACUGGCCUUCUCGGUUUUGUUCCUUUCUCAGGGAUCCUUUUCUCCUACACUCGAAUCGUCUCAUCCAUCCUGAGAAUCCCAUCAACCGAUGGAAGAUAUAAAGCUUUUUCUACCUGUGGGUCUCAUCUGUCUGUGGUUUCUUUAUUCUAUGGGACAGGCCUCGGUGUGUACCUCAGUUCAAAUGCAUCUUCCUCUUCCUGGAAGGGCAUGGUUGCCUCAGUGAUGUAUACCAUGGUCACCCCCAUGCUGAACCCCUUCAUCUACAGCUUGAGGAACAGAGACAUAAAGAAGGCCCUCCAAAGAUUUCUUGAGAGGACAUUCUGUGUUCAGUGA
Messenger RNA from Tupaia belangeri chinensis (Chinese tree shrew), 939 nucleotides. Its product is annotated as olfactory receptor 7D4. The record is from RefSeq and is a predicted model, not a curated record. The transcript has a single exon. NCBI's taxonomy places the organism in Eukaryota, Metazoa, Chordata, Mammalia, Scandentia, Tupaiidae. Gene Ontology annotation, molecular function: G protein-coupled receptor activity; olfactory receptor activity. Gene Ontology annotation, biological process: G protein-coupled receptor signaling pathway. Gene Ontology annotation, cellular component: membrane. Bases 1 to 939 code for a protein of 312 amino acids.